Molecule: messenger RNA, 1260 nt
Organism: Symbiodinium necroappetens
Lineage: Eukaryota; Dinophyceae; Suessiales; Symbiodiniaceae
Source: the annotation of a GenBank genome assembly
AUGGCCCGGCUCGUCGUGGUGGCCUGCGGUGUGCUGGAGGUGGCAGUGGUGAUCCCAAGCAUCUUCGCCGAAAUGGAGUUGAUGUCCCUGUGCGCCUCGCCUCAGCGCUCACGGCUGCAGGGCCCCUGGCCUCUGGUGCUGCUGGCUCCGGUGAUCGGGGCUCUCGCACGCUGCCUCCUGCUGCCCCGGCUCUGGAGGUGCUGCAUCCCGGAGUUCCUGCGAUGGAGGAUGCAGGGGUACACCGGCAUGUUGCAGGCAGCAGAAGUGCGAUGGGGCGUGGCCAUCACGCUGGACAUGUGGUAUUUGCUCAGCACGCCGUUGAACGUGGGCUUGCAGGAGGCUUGGUUCGGUAUCCUCUUGGUCGCCAAUAUCUUCCUCUGCUUCGUGGACACGGUGACGCUCUUGGCCGCCCUCUCCACCAAGCCACGACCGCCUGCGCCGGCGGAGGGGCGCUCCCUCCACCGGGCGCGGCACGUGAAGCUGACUCCGGAGGAGGGGAUGCCGCAGACCUGUUCCAUUUGCCUCUGCGACUUCGAAGAGGACGAGGCCGCCGUGCAGCUGCCAUGUUCGCACGUCUUCCACGGCGAGUGCAUCACCGCCUGGCUCCAGCGCAGCCGGCACUGCCCCAUGCGCUGCCCGGAGCUGGUCCUCCCGCCGAGGCGGCAGAGCCGCCCUCGCGGCGCUCGCGGCCGUCCCGCCGAGAUGCUCCACCAGCACAAGCUCGCAAGCGUGACCUUUCGGCCGAGACCUGUGCCUCAGAACGUGACGCAGCCCAGCAUGGCCUUUCGCGGCCUCCACCGUCCCCGCGGUACAAGGCUCUUGGCCUGUGGGAUCGCAGCGCUGCUGCUGGGCUCCGCCUUUUCCGCCCUGUCGUUCGUCACGCCCAGGGCCCCGGCCCCUCGGGCAGCGAGUCGCGUUCCGGCGCAGUUCUUCGGCUCCAAGGGUGCGGAGCCCGCCAAGUACGAGGAGGAAACGCUUGGGGACAAGAUCAAGGCGGCGUGGAAGGACGAGAACACGCAGAAGUUCAUCGCUUUUGUCGCGACGGCUUCCACCGCCCUGGACGUGCUGGGUCUCUUCACCGGAGAGGCCUCGGUCACCGCCGGCAUCGGUGAGGCCUUGGCAUCCCUGGACACUGGCGUGGCCCUCCAGGAGGGGCAGACUGCGGCGGAAGCCCUGGCAGACGCUGCACAGUCUGCAGACUUCAGCGAGUCCCCCGAGACCCUGUCCGACUUGACUGAGAACUUGAAGAACUUGAAAUGA